Messenger RNA from Onychomys torridus (southern grasshopper mouse), 1311 nucleotides. RefSeq names its product PRAME family member 12-like. The transcript has 3 exons. NCBI's taxonomy places the organism in Eukaryota, Metazoa, Chordata, Mammalia, Rodentia, Cricetidae. The record is from RefSeq and is a predicted model, not a curated record. Bases 1 to 1311 code for a protein of 436 amino acids. Gene Ontology annotation, biological process: negative regulation of cell differentiation; negative regulation of apoptotic process; negative regulation of DNA-templated transcription. Gene Ontology annotation, cellular component: cytoplasm.
AUGAGCAUCCACUCCCCACCCACACUGGAGGAGCUGGCAAGGCAGGCGCUGCUGAGAAAUGAGGCCUUGGCCAUCUCUGCUCUGGAGACCCUGCCCUGGACACUCUUCCCACUACUGUUCGUGGAUGCCUUCAAUGGAGAACACACUAGGAUUGUGAAGGCAAUGGUGGCAGCUUGGCCUUUGCCCUACCUCCCUGUGGGGGCGCUGAUGAACACCUUCAACCUGGAGGUCUUACAGGAUAUGCUGGAAGGACUGGAUGUCCUACUGACACAGAAUGUUCACCCCAGAUAUGAGCUGACUGGGCCUCUGAAGGUGAUAACUGACCUUUACUUCAGGUUCCAACUGGAUGAAAAAGAAACAAACUUCUUACAGUGGGCCCAGCAGAGAAAAGACUCCCUACAGCUCUGCUGUGUGAACAUGAAGAUUGAGUCAUUGUCCCUGGAUAAUGUCAGGAAGAUUCUGACAGUUUUCCAGCCUGAGCACAUCCAGGUGUUGGAACUCAGUAUAGAUUGGAGUUGGUGCACUCUGGCACAAUUUUCUCCCUACCUAGCUCAGAUGAGAAAUCUUCACACGCUUUCUCUAGUGCAAAUCCACAAGAAUAGAUUUGGGCUUGAUGAUAUAACAUACUUAGAAGAGAAGUUUGUCAGAAGAUUCCUUUCUCAGUUCUCCACACUCAGCCGUCUCCAGCAUCUCUAUUUGAAUGGUAUCUCUCUUGUCGGUGACCAGGUGAAACUCUUGCUCAGGAACCUGAAGACGCCCUUGGAAUCCUUCUCCGUCACCCACUGCCUGGUCUUCCGGUCACACUUGAGUCACCUGUCCCAGUGUGAGCGCCUCCAUCAACUCAAACACCUGGACAUGUGUGGUGUUCUUCUGUCCUAUAUGUUGUGUAUGAAUCCUCUUAGAGUUCUCCUAGAGAAAGUGGCAAAUACUCUUGAGACUCUGGGAUUUCAGGGCUGUGGGAUAACGGACUCCCAACUCAGCGUUCUCCUACCUGCCCUCAGCCAAUGCUCGAAGCUCACCAAGAUUAAUUUUUAUUUUAAUGACUUCUCUGUGAAUGCCCUGAGUGACCUUUUCCUCCACACAGCCAACUUUACCAAGAUGGCCGUGGAGCAGUACCCUGCCCCUGUGGAGUGCUAUGAUGAAUUCGGUUACUUCUCCAGAGAGAGAUUUAUACAACUUUGCCCCAUGCUCAUGGAUACACUCAGGACCAUUAGGCAGCCCAAGGAUAUCUCCUUUGCUGCACUUCUCUGCAGUAGUUAUAAUCACUGUGUGUACGGCCUGGAGUCCAGAGUUUGUACCUGCCAGAGGUAA